Insectozyma verbasci is the source of this 934-nucleotide messenger RNA. Lineage: Eukaryota; Fungi; Ascomycota; Pichiomycetes; Serinales; Debaryomycetaceae. The record is from the annotation of a GenBank genome assembly.
AUGACGGUAAUUAAAUGUUUUAAUAUUAACAAAUUUUCAAUUAUGAAAGGUGAUUCAUGGCAUCAUUAUCCUCAAAGAUCAGAAUUAUCUAUUAAUAUGGUUAAAGCAAUGGUUGAUUUUAAUGUUGAAGUUCAAUGGAAAGGUGCAAUUUUAGUAUGUAAUUUUGCAACAAAUUAUUAACAGGGUACUAACAAUUCAGGAUAAAUUUAUGUUAAAUAUGGAUGAUAAAUGUGUAACCACUUUACUCUCAAGAUUUCCAUGUAUCGGCUUAAAACAAAGUGACAUCAAUGGUAGUAUUUUAGUUAGAUUUCAAAUUAGUUUAGUCAAUGAAUCAGAUUUUGAAAAGUGUUGCAAAUUUUUACAACAGGAAUUAAAGGCUAAUGUUAAUAAUAAAUUAAAUGAUCCAAUUUCGUCUCAACAAUUUCAAAAUGAUAAUUCUCAGUCAAGUCACCUUCACUUACCAGUAACUAGUCCUCAACAAAAUAUUUUGCACCCAAAUUCAAAUCAAUCACAAAACUAUAAUAAUGUCAAUUUAGAUCAAUUAAUUCAAGCACUUUCAAAUGCUACUAACAGUCAAUCGCCUACUCAACAGCAAUCACCAUUUUUGCAACCAGAACUAAGUUAUCCAUUACAAUCGCAACCUCGAAAUACAACAAUUUCACCGAAUUCAAUUUCAUCACCUCAAGGUAUGAUGUCUCAAACUAUUACUCCCCAAUCACUUUCACCACAAGCUUAUUUACAACCUCAAUAUUUUCCAUACUAUAAUCAAAAUCAAAAGGAGUCACAAAAACAAGGAAUUAAAAUUCCAUUAAAUGAUAUAACUGAUUUGAAAACCUUAUCAGAUUCUCAAUUACGUGCAAUAAUUCGUAAUCAAUUAAAACAACCUGAAUUUAUCGAAUUAGUUAAAAGAUUAGAUAAAAUUAUUAAAAAUUAA